Prunus avium (sweet cherry) is the source of this 2895-nucleotide messenger RNA. RefSeq lists its product as uncharacterized. The record is from RefSeq and is a predicted model, not a curated record. Gene Ontology annotation, biological process: regulation of DNA-templated transcription. Gene Ontology annotation, molecular function: DNA binding. NCBI's taxonomy places the organism in Eukaryota, Viridiplantae, Streptophyta, Magnoliopsida, Rosales, Rosaceae.
AUGCCGUCAACCAUGUCUGUUCAUCAAGACUUGGGAAUCUUUGGGCUCAAACACAAGUCCAAAAAAGCACAGUGGCUUGUGAUUGUUGAAGGAGGGAUGAGCAGCAGUAUGAGCACAACAACAGAAGAAUCAGUGCAUGAUUUGCUUCCCAAGUUCAGAUUCCAUCCCUCUGAGGAGGAAAUGGUGAACCUUUUGAUGAAAAAGGUGGAGGGCCAGGACUCCCAAGCCAUGCCUGAUGAAAUCGUUUACAAGCCUUCGGAUUUACCUGAUAAUGAAUCUAUCCAACUUUUUCGAUGCUUCUUGAAGAGGAUGAUGCAGGGCAAGGCCUCCCAAUCCAUCCCUGAAAUCGAUGUCUACAAGUACGAGCCUUGGGAUUUAGCUGAGCUCAUGUUCCCAGACUCUCCAUAUCAACCUAGGGCCUGGUUCUCCUUCAGCCGACCUGAUUACAAAUAUGCCAACAGUCCUCGCUGCAACAGGGCCACAGGGAAGGGCUUCUGGAAAAUCACAGGCAAGCCACGACAAGUCAAGUCUCGACAACUACCCAAAUCGGUCACUUGCAAAAAGAGGACCUUGACCUUCCAUGAAGGUCGUGUGUCUAAGUCGAGGAACACCGGCUGGGUCAGGCAGGAGUACAAUCUCACUCCAACUGACCCAGGUUCUAAUCCCAAUCAGCUGAGUGGCUUUGUUCUCUGCCGCAUGAAGAAUAAGUCAACUGACAAUGAGUCUGAUAAUAAGAAGCAGCAGGAUGUUUCAAUCUGUGUUGAAUCAGCUGAUCCUGGUAUUGCUGGCUGCAUGGCCUCUAAUUCUGAGCUUGAUCAAGCUGCUGGAAUUCAUCUGAUUCCGGAGGCAGAAGAACAUCUGACAUACGAAGAGCUAGAACAUGUUCUCCUUGGAAGUGGCAAUCAGAACGAUGGUGAACCUGGUGGCUAUGUUUCAUCUUAUUUUGAUGAUAUGAUUCAAGAGCUAUGUGCUAAGGGAGGAGAAUAUCUAGAUUUACCUUCUCCUCCUCCUGAGCCGCCUCGCCAACAACAGCUAGCUCAGCUGGGAAAUGUUCCUGUUACUGGUGAUUACAUUGGCUCUAAUUCUAAUAACCAAGCUGCUGCUAUCAAUCAUAUGAUUCCCGACCCAGAAGAACUUCUGGCCUACAAAGAGCUAGAACGUGUUCUUCUUUGCAGUUGCAAUCCUGAUGAUGGUGAACCUGGUGGCUGUGUUUCAUCUAAUAUGCUUCAAAAGUUAUGUGCUCAGCUAGGAGAAGAGCUGGAUUCACCCUUUCGUCCUCCUGGGCCACCUGAGCUGGGAAAUGCUCCAAUUGGGGAUAUUGAUCCUUCUCUUCCAAACAAGAAUAAUAUUCCAACCAACUAUGACAGUAAACCAGUCGGCAACACCGCCUCUAAUUUCGAGAAUCAAACUAGGAGUUCAGAGGUUUAUUCUCAAGCAGAAGAAAAUCUGGAAUCGUUCUUUUGUCAAUUUGAGCUAGAGGGAGAUUAUCUGCAUGCCAAUAACUAUAUUGGAUGCAAUGAGUCGCAAUCUGCGGCUCUUUUCCCACAAAGUUCUUGAAUAAUAGAAACAUCAUAAACUCUUUUCAAUGACUACAACCUACCAAAAUCAUUGGGAAGGGUUUAUGAUGGGAAUGGUGGAGUACCACAGUGACGCAGACACUGAAGUACUCCAUGGAAAGAUUAUCUGUAUUAGCUAUAGGAGAAAAACACAACAUUUUAUUCAUAGGAGAAUAUCAAAGGGGACUUAUAAACCACAAGAGUCCUUGUAAGAAUGUGUCUCCAACUCACAUUAUUACAGACAGUGAUAUUCUCCUGCAAAUAAUUCAACUGUGUUGAGUAAAACACUCACAGUUGUCUACAUUUCUGAAACUGGAGGCUUUGGAAACUUGUUCGUAGUUUUGGACAUUUAUGUCCAGGACAAACGACACAAGCUACUAGUCUGUCACACACGGCAAGGGUUAUGUCCAAGAUCUUUGAUGUGUGUGUAACCCAAAAAAAAAGAAAAAAUAGAAAGAAAAUCUGUCCCAGCAUCUCCAAAUUUUGGAAACUUCAACCUUAGGUGAACUUGUUGGUACAAAGAAAGACCAGCAAAUGAAAAUGGUUGAAAUGCUAUCUGGAACUCUCUACCCUUCUCCGAAUGCAAUGAGUACAGACGAAGUAAAGAUGUCUUUUCUCAGAAGCAGUCUUUUGGAGAUGGUGGUAUUUCCUCUUUCAACACAAACUACAGAAAUUCCUCAGAUCAGUAGUCUUCUUCAACUAGUAUAUCUAUCCUACAACUAGCAUCCAUUCACGUCUUCACUGAACACAUGGGAGGUGCUCCGAGAAGAACUCGAGUGCAGAGUAGUAUCACAAGACAAGGUCUGGGAAGCUGCAGCUCAUUGUACUGCUGUUCGUACUGCUUGAAGCAGGAAUGGAAUGGGCAGCUGGCACCAAAUGCAAGGGUUCUUUUACUUUCCUGGAAGUAUCUCCUCCAAACCAUAAACCAAGUACCCCCAUGGUACUAUAACAGGCUUGGUUUUGUUCGACGGUUGCUGUCAUUAUAGAAGUGGCGCUAUACGGAAGCUUCUGCUACAUGGCUGCUGGAGUCUCAGUUUAAUAUAUUAGUAUAACCAGACACUAGUGUGAUGUUUUGGUUACUGAUAUAGAAGCUUUGAGCUCCACCCUUAAUGGAGUAGUAGUUACUAGUUACAGUCAUUUCGAAAAUGUAUGAUUAUUUCUUACUGCAUUUUGAAGGUCGUAAACCUAUCAAUGACCUACUUACCUUCAGUGUGAAACAUCCCACCCUUAAACACCAAAGAUUGUAUACUUGUUAAUAUUGUUUCGAUUAUCAUAUCCUUGUGAAUGUUGUUUAUUUCCAACAUUUCAAUAUUGAAUGAAUAUUGUGUAUUAUUUAUUA